CAAACCCAACCCCACGCACUCCUUCUUAGUCAACACAGAUAUGAUCUCUCUCACUUUCUCUCUCUCUCUCUUCUACCUAAACUACCAAUAUCACAAAAAAAAAGCAGUUGUGAUUAGGUUCACUUCCUCACCUCCAAAUUCAUAUAAUAACAUCGAUAUAACUAUGUAAAACUCGAAGUCCCAAACCCCACUACUCUUUCCUUCACAAUUCCAACGUUAACAAACAAACACAAACAUAAACAAUAACAGAAACCAUGUUUCUUCCACUGCUCACCUCAAUACUCUCGAACCUCAGCUCCCGGAGGCCACUGCUUAUAUAUGCCGCCACGUGGACAACCAUCCUAACGUUAACGGUAGCGGUGGCUUCGUUCGCGCCAGAAGUGGCCUUCGUGUCGGCGAUAUCUUCGACGUCUCGGUUCUCAAAACUGUGCGAGACGGAAGGGUCCGUUAGGUUGCCGUUAGAUGUGGCGGGAGAGAUCCUGUGCUUGCCAGCUCACCUGUUCGUUAAGUCGAAGGUUGAUUUGAUUGUCCCUCCGGUCUUUGCGGCUGUUGUGGUUGCUUGCUCUGCUUUUUUGGUCCGGGCCGUGGGCCUUUGGGAGCAAGAUCAGGCCCACUAAUCUUGUAGACCCGAUUAAAGAGAAAAAGAAAUUCACACCGUUUGAUUGAUUGAUCAGUUUGUGAUAGACGGUGGUGAUGUGAGUCUCGUUUGGAGAUUUUCGAGUUUUUUUUGGUAAGAUCUCACUUGCAGCCGCCAUGGUACUCUAUUUUAGUUUCAACUAUAUAAUUUUUUUUUUAAAUUUUUUAUUAUUAUUUUAAUUUUGGUGAUUGAAAAUUUGAAGCACUCUCGUUGUCAUGAGCAUAGCUUUGGGAUUUUGCCAAAUAUUUAUGAAAUUUUGGUAGCUCCCAAACUUUAUAUAUUUGGGGCCUUGAUGUAAGCAACUAUAAUCUAUCCCGUUAAUUUCCAAUGAAAUAUUGGAAAAAGCCGGUUGUUUUA
Molecule: messenger RNA, 994 nt
Organism: Quercus robur (English oak)
Lineage: Eukaryota; Viridiplantae; Streptophyta; Magnoliopsida; Fagales; Fagaceae
Exons: 1
Coding region: 255-617 (120 amino acids)
Source: RefSeq, a predicted model, not a curated record